AUGGAAUCUGUCAUUGAUAUUCCCGUAUUUAAAGUUGCAUUAAUAGGCAGGCAUUCGUCUGGGAAGACCUCAAUAAUUACUUCGUAUCAUCGAGGAGAGUUUUUAGAUCGUACAGAACCUACAAUUGGCGCAAACUUUGUUUCUCAUUUAGUAAACUUCAACGACAAAAAAGCAGAACUUCAACUUUGGGAUACUGCAGGUCAAGAUAAAUAUCGUUCAAUUUGUCCUUUAUUCUAUCGAGAUGCUUUAUGUUGCAUAGUUGUUUAUGAUUGCACAGUACAAGCUAGUUUUGAUUCUUUAGAUGAUUAUAUAAAUGAUUACCAUGAAUAUGCAAUAAGCCCUGGUCUAAUUUAUAUUGCUGCAAAUAAAUCUGAUUUAGCCGAAAACGAUACCCUAAUUGAAAAUGGAAGAGAGUAUGCACUUAAAAAUAAUUACCCUUUCUUUGUUACUUCAGCAAAAACAAAAGAAGGAAUCAAGGAACUCUUUGAAGACAUUGCAGAGCAAUUGUUUUUAAGGAACGAUGAAGUAGAAAGGAAAGAAAGAAGACCAAAGGCUAGUUCGAAGAAUUGUUGUUAG
Molecule: messenger RNA, 576 nt
Organism: Trichomonas vaginalis G3
Lineage: Eukaryota; Parabasalia; Trichomonadida; Trichomonadidae
Product: GTPase protein
Exons: 1
Coding region: 1-576 (191 amino acids)
Molecular function (GO): GTPase activity; GTP binding
Source: RefSeq, a predicted model, not a curated record